Drosophila kikkawai is the source of this 1206-nucleotide messenger RNA. RefSeq names its product proximal sequence element A Pbp49 (gene Pbp49). Gene Ontology annotation, biological process: snRNA transcription by RNA polymerase II; snRNA transcription by RNA polymerase III. Gene Ontology annotation, molecular function: RNA polymerase II cis-regulatory region sequence-specific DNA binding; core promoter sequence-specific DNA binding; bent DNA binding. Gene Ontology annotation, cellular component: snRNA-activating protein complex. The record is from RefSeq and is a predicted model, not a curated record. Lineage: Eukaryota; Metazoa; Arthropoda; Insecta; Diptera; Drosophilidae.
AUGUUGGAGGGCUACUACUUGCCGACGGGUCCGCCCUUGCACCUAGGCAAUUUCCUUGCCGAAUACGAAAGAAAGCUAUCCGGCGGCGACGGCGAAUUGCCCUUCUUCCUUCAAGCCACUCCCGUGCUUAUGGACGUCGGCGAGAGCUGCUCCUUGGAUAUGAUCGACUCUCCAGAGGACAGCUCAGUCAUCAACUUUCAACCCGGUGCCGACAUCUAUAGACCCGUGGUAACUCAGCCUCAGGAGGACCACCAUGUGCCCAACACCUUUUCCGCUUUGAGCGAGCACAAGGCCAGGUCGAAGACAAAUGCCUUCACCCGUACACCCUACUCCUACAAGAUCAACCCGCUUAUGUCGGAGGCCAACGAUGUCGCGUUGAAUGCCUACGAGCUGGAGAUAAGUGUCCGUGUGUACCGGCCAGCUCGGGCCGCUCAUCGGGGCUACAAGGUGGAGCUGCCUGUGUUCGCCCAGGAGUACCUCUGCCUGGGAAGCAACUACCUGACCGAGCUGCGGGACAAGAUCAGUUGCAUAUGUUCGGGCAAGCGCUUUAUAGACAUCAGCCAAGACCCGGACGCGCCCUUGCCCGCCAUCGACACAAAUCCCGGUUACUUUUUCAUUAACGAUACCUUCUACAAUGACAUGCGGAACCCGAACAAUUGCGACUACUCGGCGACGGUGAUCCAGUGGGCAAGGAGUGCGCACGGGAUGCAGGGCGACACGUUUAAGGUGCGACGUAUGGAGGACACACGUUUUAUCGACCUCACUGUGUCGCCUGGAUCGCCGCUGCACUACCUGCACCACGGCAACUGCGAGCACCUGUUUGUCAUUUCACAGAUGGAGGUCCUAACGCCGCGCAGUAAACGCCCGGAUCGCAGCCUGUAUCCCUGCCCGCGCAGCUAUAGCACCUUCAACCGCAGGACAUGCUACAUGUGCGGCGUCAACAGCUUUCACUUUAUUGUCGAAAAGUCGUCGCGUCAGCUGCACGAUCCCUCCUACCUGUGCCGAACCUGCUUCCUCAGUUUCUACUACGUAGACGGCCAGAAGGUAGGUCAGUUCAAGGCCUAUCGCAUCUACGAUCACGAUCCGGAGGAGCCUAAGGAAAACGAGGUGGCAGCGGAUGAUUGUUAACAGACUGAUGUAAAUAAUGAACACUAAACUAGCGUUAAGUUCUUAAUUUAGAUAAUUACAUGAAAAACUUGACUUUUA